UGACAGAGCAAUUGUCCCCACAAACUACCGGAACAGCAGGGUCCUCCCUGAUAACUACUCGGUAGUCCACCAGAGCGGCCCGCGGGGAGCGCGAUAUGGGCAAGGAGGUACAAUAUACCACGAUCAGCGACCGGGCGCAGCAAUGUACCACCGUCAAACGAUGUACAACCGAGACCCGGUAGUAUAUCACCAGGACGGCCGGACGACAAGAUACUACGGCAAUCGGGGCGCCAUGUAUCACACCUCCCAGGGUGGAAGAUACAACGGCCAGGGAGCGCUGUAUCAUAGGAAUAGCAGGGCGUAUCCGAACGGGAUGGGCCUGGAUCCGUACACGAGGAGUAGUUAUCACGAGCAGAGAUACGUUGUUCCGGUUAAGACUCAGUUCGUCCCUCCGCAAAUUGCCUUCCUUGCAUCUGAAGUUGCUAAUGGAGUGAUGGUAUAGACGGUACAUCCGAGGCUACGACCCCCAUGCCCGUUCCGACAGACGUUACGGCGGAUAUCGGGAUACCUAUCGAAGGGAGGUCGUAGGGGACCAAUUUUGCUGUGUUAUCACUUAAACCUCCCUCCCCUCCCUCACACUUCAAUUGAGGAGCGAAGAAGAAUUUCAAAAUUUCAAGGACUUUGUAUUAUAGGGUUUCUUAGGGACGGCGUCGUGGUUUUUCUUUUUCCCCUCCCCCCCCCCUUCACUUUUUCGCAGUUCCUCUUUUAUUCAAAAGGAAAAAAAAAAAGGAGGAAAAGUUCGCACUGGGACCCCUCUUUCGUUCUUUGAAAUUUCCUAGCGGGUUGGUCUUGGUUCCUCGAGUGUAUGAUUUUUGCAGUCCGAUAUAACAUGCGCUGUAUAUUCAGAAGGAAAAGAUAUAUAUAUACUCCCUCCACUA
This is a messenger RNA of Tuber aestivum (summer truffle), 878 nucleotides long. The record is from the annotation of a GenBank genome assembly. NCBI's taxonomy places the organism in Eukaryota, Fungi, Ascomycota, Pezizomycetes, Pezizales, Tuberaceae.